AUGGAUAGUCUUCCUCUUCCCUUCAUCAUCCUCUUGAUCACUCUAUUGCACAAUUCAUCAGCCUCAGACUCAGGAUGCCGGUCCACAUGUGGCUCUCUCCAGGUUAAUUACCCCUUUGGCACCGGCUACGGUUGCGGCUCACCCCGCUUUCAACCCUAUGUAACCUGCAACUCCAAUCAGCUCCUGCUAACAACCCACACCGGCUCUUAUCCGAUCACCUCCAUAUCUUACAAAGAUUUAACCCUUACCAUCACGCCACCCUACAUGUCCACAUGCAACUCCAUGCAACAAUCACCCAACUUGGGCCUUGACUGGGCCAGCCCUUUCCAGCUAGGUCCGUCAGUUUUCCUCCUCCUUUCAUGCACUUCCCCUACGUCUUCCCUCACCAUCAAGGGCUCUCCUGUCUGUGAUCCUUCCUCCUCCCACCUCUGCGACUCUAUCUACGCUUGCCCUUCCGUCAUCAACCUCGGCCUCCCACUGUUCCCGCCUACCAACACCUGCUGCGUGUACUCGCCAGCGGAUUUUAACAGCAAAGGUGAGUUGGACCUACAUGCAAUGAAAUGCUUAGGGUAUGCACCGAUUGCCUCCUUCCAGGAUUCUCCGACAGACCCUAGCAAAUGGCAGUAUGGGGUGACAUUGAAGUACACAAAUGGAGCGUUUGAUGAUUAUUACUUGAACAACAAUUGCAAUACUUGUGAGGAUAGUGGUGGUAUUUGUGGAUAUUCUCCUCCUAGUAAUUCAUUUGUCUGUGCAUGUAACAAUGGUUUCAACACAAGUACAGAUUGCUACAAUAACCACUAUCCGGUUCAGGGUUAUGAGUAUCUUAUUGGAAGUUCCACUUCAUUACCAACCUGUAUGGGAAGAUUUGGCCGGGACUAUUGGCUGGUCUGGUUUUCUGUCUUGCUACUUGAGUUGGGAGAGAGGAAGAAGGAUCAAGGGCCAUGGCCCCAUUGGGGAGAGGAUCCUCUGUCUUUUUGA
Molecule: messenger RNA, 978 nt
Organism: Durio zibethinus
Lineage: Eukaryota; Viridiplantae; Streptophyta; Magnoliopsida; Malvales; Malvaceae
Source: RefSeq, a predicted model, not a curated record